Messenger RNA from Schizosaccharomyces osmophilus, 4860 nucleotides. It is a transcript of the gene nup184, whose product is annotated as nucleoporin Nup184. Bases 1 to 4860 code for a protein of 1619 amino acids. Gene Ontology annotation, cellular component: nuclear pore inner ring. Gene Ontology annotation, biological process: protein import into nucleus; RNA export from nucleus. The record is from RefSeq and is a predicted model, not a curated record. NCBI's taxonomy places the organism in Eukaryota, Fungi, Ascomycota, Schizosaccharomycetes, Schizosaccharomycetales, Schizosaccharomycetaceae. Gene Ontology annotation, molecular function: structural constituent of nuclear pore. The transcript has 2 exons.
AUGGGUGACUCCCUAAUUUCCUGGGCUUGGAUUUUGAGCAGCUUUCAAGCUCAUAAUGAAAGCAUAUCAAAGGAAACGUUUGAGAGUUUGUUAGCUGAAAGGGUUUCAGCAUUCCAAAACAUUCGACACCCUUUACGAGGAAGCGUGCAGCCUUUAAAAGCCACUGAAGGAGAAGAAGAAGAUUGCGUUUUAUCUGUGUAUAACAAGUCAUACUCCGUUAAAAAGUCUCAAAAGGAAUUUGCAAAGAGACUGUCCGACCUAACGAGCUUCGAUGAAGCGGGUGUUCUUUAUGUAAUCCUCACCCACAGCGAAGAAUUUAUGCCUCAGCAUGCUUCUUACUCAGAUGAUGAUACCCAGCUUGUGCAGGAAUUCCAAAAGAGAUACUAUGCCGAGCUCUUUUCGUGUUGGAAGGUGUUUGUCUGUUUGCUUCGUGCUUGCGCAGAUCCGAAUCACUUUUGGUACAAAACUUCCAAAUAUAUGGUUGUCACUGUGUUAGAUCAAUUCAAAAGGUCAAAUUCUGGGGAACCAUCUGCCUAUUGUGUUGAUUUAGUCGCCUAUCUCAAUGAACUCUCGGAUCAGGCAGCUCCAAUUCAAUAUAGUAUACUGGGAGAAGCAACUCUAGCUCAUUGGUAUUUCUUUUAUUUUCACCUACAAUUGCAAUUACUCCGGGUAUUGUUUCUAUUAAUCUAUUCCCUCCUCCCAUGUACAUCGGAAGUUGCAAUCGCUUGGUUCUCUUGCAUGAAAAAGACAAGAUUUUUGCAUGAUCAGGAAUUUAUGCAUUUGGACGUGGAAACAGGAUUCUCUUUAUGCAAUAAGCUUACUUAUCUCGCAACAGUCAUUUCGACAACCAUCAUCUCUUUAGACAAACAAGUUUUACCGUUUCAAGAAAAUAGGUCCUUUUUUAUGACAUCCGGAGACUGUAUUUUGAAAAUACAGGACAUAAUGGCAAGUUUUCAUGGCGAUCCAAUCAGCUCACCAGUGGCUUUGGCUUGGGGCAUCGCUCUUCAUAAUCUUCAUAAUAAUCCGGAAAACUUAAGCAUGGUUGAGAAAGCUAAUGUGGUCUCACAAACUCUGUUCGAGAACCCACAGGCUUCUUAUCAGAGUAUGGUUGUCUCCGCCGUUAAACUUGAUCCUUUCUCUCUUAUAAACUCUAUCUUGAUUGCACUACAAAAUGACAUUAAUUAUGAUGGUUAUUCAGUUAUUUUGGCUGUUUUGUUUGCGGAUGCCAUUUCUUAUGUUAAAUUUUCGUCUUCGGUUAUCUUAUGUGCUACCACUCUUUUCAAGAAUCCACAAAUUUUUGAGAUUUAUUCCGAUGUUGAAAGUGUAGCUCAUUUAUUCUCUUAUGCUCGAGCUAGAUUCCCUUUCGAAUUAUCUCAGUUCCCGCUCUUGGUCACUCCCGUUCUUUCUUCGUUAAAUUUGCAACAGCCACUUAAUCCAGAUUCUAAUAUUAUAAACACCUUCACUCAAGUUUUACCGAAGGGUUUCAAAUCUUAUGAAAUUAUUCCUGAGCCGAAUGUUACUACAAAUGUUCUUAUUGAAUUGCAAGAUUCUUUACAUUUGGAACAAUCUGGGUUUUUCUUCCCGAACAAAGAAAAGGUUAUUCCUAAAGGUACCAGAGGUAGAAUUGUGUCUGUAGACACGUUUCCUCCCAUUGUCAUGUGGGACGUGGUUUAUCCACGUUGGCCUUGUAUUGGUAUUUCUUUAGAACACAUUGUGACCAACAAUUUAUAUCACGUGCACGAUGAAUUUUUGGUGACAUUUUUACAAACCUUGGUUGAUUUGUUCAAUUCGAACACCGACCAAAUACGUGAACUGACUCGAUCAAUUUCUCUUUCAUUGGAAGGUGAAUAUGAGUUUAUUGAUCUUAUUUGUAAUGUUCUAGACCACUACUUAUCGAUUCCCAGCUUGCGCGAUAUCGAAUACCAAAUAUGUGUUUUAUCUUGCCAACUCCUUUGUUUAUUUGUUUAUAUUGAACCUACUAGCAUAUGGGCAUAUGCGAGUCGCUCGUUGAAAAAGGUUCUAUCUCUAGACAAUGUAAUUUUUGAACACGAAUCACUCACUGGUAUAUACGAUUUUACUUUGGCUUUCUUUGAGCUUUACGAAUUGCUACUCGACAAUUGCAUAUCAAGGUCUGUAAUAUCUGAUGAUUUCUCCAUAAACCUAAAAAAUGAGUUUGUUAGGCAAACUAUUCAAUGCCUCUUUGAAAUCUUUGCCAAUUUCCUAGAUUGGAGAUACUCUAAGAUCAUCCAACAAUAUCAAGUUGGUAGCCGAUUCACAAGUAUAAUAACAAAAUUGCUUAAUGCAAUAUAUGGUAUAGAGUACUUUGGAUCCAAGUUCACAAACAAGAGAAUUAUACCAUUACAGCAAUUGGGAAAUUAUAUUGUACAAAGAUUUUUGGUACAGCAAGAUGCUAAACGCUAUUUGUAUCCCUUACUUUCAAUUUUGGAUCGCGUUAAUCCUUUAUAUAGCGAAAUUUUCUCUUCCACAGAUAAUGAUCUUGCUGAAGCUGCUGAGAAUUGGCUCGUUUCGUCUUUGGAAACAAUGCAAACUUUAAUUGACUUGAGAGGGUUUUUAAAGCUGAAGCCAUCCGAGUUAGAGAGAAACCUGUUUUCUCGUUCACCUCAACUUUUUUAUGCUUUACCUCAAAUUUACCCUUGUGUAUCUUCGAUCCUCAGACUGCUUACUUCUUUAAUUCUCGCCCCUUGGCCAUCCGAAACUCCUUCUCUUUUAGCUUAUAUGGUUAAUUCUACUGAUGUUGUUGGACGAGUCUGUGUACGUUUAUUGAAAAAUCCUAUACAUUCAAGCCAUAUUGAGGGAUGUGUUUGGAAGUUUUUGUCUUCGAUUAUGAAAGGCCAACAACAGGGAUUGGCAGUACUUCUUUUUUCUGGCAAAAAGUUCCCUCUAGAGAAUAUGAAAAGUUUAAGGCACAAUGAGCAAACCCAAAUAACAUCAAGAAGCCUUAUUAAUCUGGCUGAAAAACGAAUGGAUAACUUUUUCAUUAACGACAUCUCUUCACAGGUGCCUAUUAUUGAAUUUAUAUUUUUAUCAAGAAAUUUUUGGUCUGCUUCUUACGGGACAGCGCAGCAAGAAACAGACUUUUGGAAAAAAGUCGUCGACGCAAUUAAACUCCCGAUUACAGUUUCGAGCUCAGCAUUAUCUGAAACAUCCAAAGCAGAUCUUUAUGUUUUAGCUGCUCAUGCAGUAAGGAUUGCAGCUAUUCAGUUGCAUGUUUCAAAAUUCAAUAAAAGUGUCAGUGCGAAAAAGCUUGUUAUUGAUCCAUUGAAAGAUUUUAUCAAUGACCUUGUACAAACAACAUUUACAAUAACGACUUAUGAUCCUUCAGUCUUCGAAACUUUAAAUCAUAAUUUUGAAGAAUACCAAAACGAACUUAAUGCAAUGUCUUUAAAAAAUACAGGUAUAACCCCCCCUGUUUACGGAAGAAAUUACUUCUAUAAUACACAUCUUGCUAAAGCCAUGUUGUCUGUUUUCGGCAAUAUUGAGCCUUUAAUCAGCAAUAUAGAGAAUGCUAAUAAUGCUCUUUCUACAUUAGAUGCACAAACUGCACUUCUUCGGUCGUGGGGUAUAUUCUUGGCCGCAUUUAUUGAUUUCGUUAAAGAGGACAGUACAUUAUCUUUCCUGGACUUCGACAUUAUGCAUUGGAUUUUGGAGGCACUUGAAAACGAUACAGUUGAUUCCUUCAUUAUUAGAGAUUUAUCUAUAGAAAGAGCAGCUUUGGUUUUUCAUAUUUCACAGCAUGCGAUGUCAGCACCAUAUACUGAUAGUCUUAAAGAACGGUUAGAAACUCUAAUGGCGUUAACAUGGCGCGCACUAAGCACCGAUAAAUUCUCAUUGUUUGAUAUUAAUAACGGGUUUCAAAUGAAUUAUUACCGUCCUUUAUUUCAAGUUCUGUACAACGGUUUUAAUAAGCUCUUAUCGGCUCCUAAUGUGAAUGCGAAUAUUGAGGUGGGUAUUGUUUCUGGAAUCCUAUCGAUGUGUCAUCGUAAGCUGUCUCAGUUAUUUCAGCAUGCGAUUACGGAACCAACACCAGAUGUGCAUAGUGAUAUUGUUUUACUGAAUGCCAUUCAAAGCGUCAUAGUCAAUUCGAAUUUAAUGAAGGGAUUACAGUCUCUUUAUAUCAAUAUCAUUAUGGAUCAUUCAUCAAUAGAAAACUGUCUCCGCUUAUUUUCUUGGUCUCAUGCUUUGUUGAUAGACGGUCAACCAUAUUUUGCAGACGCAGCAAUGUCAUUUUUAGUCACUUGUUCUUCCAUACCAGCUGGAGCAGAGCAGGUAGCAUCCCACGGAGUAUUCUUUGCAAUUGCGGAAAGCCCAUUGAGUAGUUCAUUAAAGACAGGGGGACUUGGGGCCGACGUCUCGUCUGUUCAAUACAAAUUGUGGAUUCGAGGAAUCCUUCCUUUACUGUUUCAUAUCGUGAAGUAUCUUGGCAAUCGUAUCAUGAACGAUGCCAGAGAGUUAAUACUUUUGGUUUUACCUCAGAUACAAUUCUCAUUCUUAAAUUGGUCUCAACCACCUUCUUCGGUUUCAUUGGCGUCUAUAGACGAGUCUUUUAUGCUGGUCUUAUUAAUGGACCUUUUACAGUAUUUUAACCCCGCGUUACUACAAGAAAUUCGCGUAUCAGAACUGAAGGCAGAAAUGCUGAAUGGUAUUGAUUAUCUUGUAUCUCAUCCUAACUUCCUAUCCAGUUUGGCAGAGCCUGCUACCCUGUAUGAGCAAGAGUAUGCCAUGGAGGUUAUUGGAAUACCGAAAGAGGAUGCUGAGGCUUCAAAGGAAAUUAAAACGCAAUUUGCAAAACUAGUACGUAUGCAGCUUGAUAAAUUACGAGCUCAGCUUGAGUCUUCAUAG